AUGUCAGCGACACAGAAAACACUCGAUACUGCUACCAUCCUCAUUACGAGCCCGAUAGCCUCACCGCUUCUAGGAAUCAACCCCGCCCAGAACCGAUGCGGCGAAGGAUAUUGCGGCAUCUAUGGCGGAUCCGCCAAACUCGAAUUCUGCGGUGAUUGGGGCGGGUAUUCCAACUAUUGUUGUUCGGGACUCGGAAUCGCCUUUGGAAGCCUCAUGCCGGUUCCGCAGUACCCUUGCGAAGACGUCCCAGGUCUCACAGAUACACAAUUUGAUCAAUUCGGAACUGCCGCCAUACCUGUAAACCUGGAUUGCCCCAACGGUACAAUCGCCGCUGACGUCUACCCUGAUACCGGCGAAUAUGCUUGUUGCCCGCGAAACGAAAUUGGCGUUGUGAGGCUACAGGUUAUUAAUCGAGCCACGGGGGCGGUUGAUCUGCAAGGUAUUCGAUGUUUUGAUCCUAAAAUCGUCAAGCUCGAGAAUAUGAGAUCGACCACUACAGGCGGCCUUGAACCUACUCCUACGACUGAGAGUUCGAGCUCUAUGGAUGGAACUUCUUCUUCUUCUUCCUCUGCUGCGACUAUGACCGAUGAGACCUCGGAGUCGUCAAUUGCGACUCAAUCUUCUGUUUCUAGAGGUCAGACCACAACCAUGGCGGGUACAACGAGUACAGACUCGCUACCUGAGCCGUCCUCUUCUAGUUCCGAGGAUCUAGGCUCUCCCACUGAAUCUUCUCCAACAAGCGAAAGCCCUGCCACCAGUACUCCAACCCCAAAUUCCGCGUCGAAUGGUCUUUCAAAAAUGGCAUCACUUAUGUUUGGUACAGCUGCGCUAGCUAUGGUUAUCGGCGCGCAGUUGUAG
Orbilia oligospora ATCC 24927 is the source of this 858-nucleotide messenger RNA. RefSeq lists its product as uncharacterized. The transcript has a single exon. The record is from RefSeq and is a predicted model, not a curated record. Bases 1 to 858 code for a protein of 285 amino acids. NCBI's taxonomy places the organism in Eukaryota, Fungi, Ascomycota, Orbiliomycetes, Orbiliales, Orbiliaceae.